Ilex paraguariensis (yerba mate) is the source of this 264-nucleotide messenger RNA. The record is from the annotation of a GenBank genome assembly. Lineage: Eukaryota; Viridiplantae; Streptophyta; Magnoliopsida; Aquifoliales; Aquifoliaceae.
AUGGAGAAGGAGAUCGAAGUUCGAGGGCCUUCACUGCCUAUUCGUCGCCUGGAGAAGGAAGAAGAAGACUGGAGCAAAGAUCGAUUUGAAGACGAAGACGAACCAGAUGAGGCUUCCUGUUCGUCGCCUAGAAUGGAGAAGGAGAUCGAAGUUCGAGGGCCUUCACUGCCUAUUCGUCGCCUGGAGAAGGAAGAAGAAGACUGGAGCAAAGAUCGAUUUGAAGACGAAGACGAACCAGAUGAGUAUUGUACUCCUAUUCGUUGA